AUGAAACCCUCUUUCUUCACAUGUAUCACUUGGGCAGCUGCGCUUCUAGGCUGUGCGGCUCGGGCUGUGACUGCUGCUCCGGGUAGUCGGGGUUUAGCUAUACCAUCUUGCCAUGAUCUAAUGCUCCCUCUCUCGAUCAGCGCCAACAAUACCAAUAUUGUUGGCGUUGACCAGACUUUCAAUAACCAGUCUUAUGCUACGGGCACCAUCCUUCAACUUACGGGUACAGCGAAAGCAUGGGGUUCGCAACAUAUCUCAGGCUUCUUUAUCAACAACAAAACUUAUAACAUACAUGCAAAGUAUUGCGAGCCCGCGAACGGCGCAAACGUCGACUCCCCUCUCAUUGUCGCAGUACACGGGCCUGGGGUGAAUCUCAAAUACUGGGACUUUGAUUUGAGCCCCGAGUACUCCUUGAUCAAGCAGGCAGUUGCGAAGGGAUAUCCCAUCCUUGCCUAUGAUAGACUCGGAGCCGGAUUGUCCGAUUCGACCAGCAACGGAUUUAACGAGCCUCAAAUCGCUACCGAAAUUGAAAUCCUGGCAAAUAUCCUAACCCAAGCGAAGGGUGGCUCUAUCGCCAAAAACAUUCGAUUUAGCAAGAUUGUCGGAGUAGGGCACUCCUACGGGUCAUUUCAGUUACAAGGCAUUACCAAGAUCCACCCAGAACUCGUGGAUGCUGUAGUCUUAACGGCCUACUCGGCCGACUCCUCCAACGCAGCUGAGUUCCUCCUGGGAUCCAACUACGUGAUUGCCAGGGAUACGUCACCGGCCAAGUUCGGCCAUCGCCCGUCGUACUGGCUCACAACACCGACUGAUGCGGCUGAUCUGACGACAUUCUUUUGGCCGCCCAACAGUGAUCCGGCCGCGCUCUCUAUCUGGCGGAAUCAGACUGAUGUGAUUGCUCUUGGUGCUUACACCACGAUCUCCGCCGUCACUGGAAUGGCUCCAAAUUUUCAUGGCCUAGUCCAUGUCAUUACGGGUGAUAAGGAUCUCUCGGCCUGUGGCUAUAACUGCUCAGGUCCUGAUGGGAGAGUGGCACAGGUAGCAAAGUUCUACCCUAGCGAUCAAGUCAAUUUCACUUAUAGUAUUGUUAACGACACUGGUCACGGCAUUGUCCCACAUUAUAGUGGCCCGGGAGUUAUUCAGGAUAUCCUUACUUAUAUUGAGAAGAACUUUAUAGUUCCUUUAUAG
Exophiala spinifera is the source of this 1188-nucleotide messenger RNA. RefSeq lists its product as uncharacterized. The transcript has a single exon. NCBI's taxonomy places the organism in Eukaryota, Fungi, Ascomycota, Eurotiomycetes, Chaetothyriales, Herpotrichiellaceae. The coding region runs from base 1 to 1188 and encodes 395 amino acids. The record is from RefSeq and is a predicted model, not a curated record.